Molecule: messenger RNA, 3111 nt
Organism: Plasmodium malariae
Lineage: Eukaryota; Apicomplexa; Aconoidasida; Haemosporida; Plasmodiidae
Product: RAP protein, putative
Exons: 1
Coding region: 1-3111 (1036 amino acids)
Source: RefSeq, a predicted model, not a curated record
AUGAUUACUACGAAAAAAGAGGUUUGUUCGUUGUGGAACAAAUUCCUCCACAGAAGCUACCUCACCCCAUUCCAUUGUUUAAACAGUAACCGAGUUGUGAAAUGUGUAAGAUAUGACUCCUUUAGUAGUUCUACAACUAGCUUAAACAGAACUGUGGAUAUAUAUGAACAACAUGUUUGCAGUAUAGAAGAGCUAAAAAGAUGUUUAUUUAUUGAAAGAGUAAGUGAAUAUAUGUUUAAAAAAAUAAUUCAUAAAGCAAAAAUAGAUAGUAAGAAUGAUAGCAAUGUAACUAUUGAGGAUAUGCUAUUAGUACUAGUAGUGUUUAAUAAAAAUUAUCCAUAUUUUAAGGAUGAAUACCCAGAAGAGUUUUAUCAUAAUAUAUGUGUGAACAUACUAAGUAGAAUAAAAUUAAAAAUUCAUUAUUUAUAUACUAGCAAAAUGGUAAUAUACACAAUGAAUAUUCUAACCAAUUUAAAAUUAGUUGACAAUAUUAUAUUAGAUUCAUAUAUGAAUAAGUGUUCAUACUUUAUAUUAAAUGAAGAAUACGAAAUUUAUGACCUUGUUCAUUUUAUUUCGAUAUUCAGUAAUAUACAUAUUAUGAAACAAGAAUCCAAAUUUAAAAAGUUAAAGCCUUUCAACUGGUCUUUAAUAAAAACCAUAUGUGAUAAGUUAACUUAUAAUUUUGACCAUUUAUUUAUGCUGUACAAGGAUAAUACUUAUUCGUACAAGUUGAGGAAAGAAAUUAAGGAACGUAUGAAAAUGAUUAGAAGUGAUCUGAGUAAUAAGGCGCUUAAUAAACUUCGUAAUGAAGCGAGUGAGGAUAAAAACCACUGUAUGCAUGGGAUCCCUUCCGUGGGAUCUUCUGAACCUGGAAAGCAAAGCUUGUUCAACAUUAGCAAUGGCAAUAGUAGCCGUUUUGGAUGCUCAUCAAUGUUUGAGGAUGAGUCUCCGCACACACUAAAGACGCUUCUGCUCAUCAGCAAAAGCUUAAGAGAUUUGAAAUAUGUUCAUGUGAGUUUAUUAAACGAAGUUAUGAAUAAACUAAAAAAGGAUUUACUACAUACGAACGAACCAUAUAUUAAUAUAAGUAGCCAUGUAACCAAUAAAAUAUUUUAUAUCAUGCAAUGCUUUUUAUUUUUGCAAUUGGAGUAUCAUAUGUUUUAUAAAAGCAUCUUAAAUGUAUUUCAGAAUCAUUUAAAAAGAUUAAACAAUUUAGUAGUUGUUUUUUUUUUAUUAGCAAAAAAUAAAUUAUUCCCUUCUAAAACUAUUCAUAUAUUUGAUUCAAUUUUUAUAGAAAAGGUCAAUAAUGGACUUUAUGAUUCGACACAACUCAUUACCCUUUUAGAGUCAUAUGCAAUGCAUAAAUAUAGAGAAACUACUCUAAUUAAUUGUAUACUUUUUUAUUUGAUUCCGCAAAAUGGGUCCUUGGAAAGGGGACAAGAAGAAUUACAUGUUCAGAUUAGGAAGAACAACAUGUGUGGUCACUUCUCCCAUUGUAGGGAUAGAGAAGCAGAUGCAGAUAGAGUUGUUGGUGGAGGAGAGUACCACAAUACGACGCAAAAUGCAGACUUGUAUGAUCAUUAUGAAAAAGGAGGUUCACCCAGAAAGGGAAAUAAUAUGGACCCGUUAGACUGCAUAAUGGAGGAUACUACUGAAAUUAAGAGCGGCAAAAAAAUAUAUAGUAGUGGAAAUAUCACUGAUGGUGAUACACACACAUGUAGUAUAAAUGAUAAUUAUAAGGACAGAUUAAAUGGAACAAGUGGAAUCAGUGAUAUUGGCAGUAUUGGUAGAAUUGACGAUAUUGGUAGAAUUGACGAUAUUGGUAGAAUUGACGGUAUUGGUAGAAUUGACGGUAUUGGUAGAAUUGACGGUAAUCAAGGAGCAGGGCUUACAAAUCCCAGCAGUUCUGGUCAUGCCCACAGCUGCAGUAAACAGUACGCUCCACUCGACCUGAGUGAGAGCAUAAGAGUGCUCUAUAGCCUGUUCAAAUUAGACAUUUAUGAAGAAAAGCUAACAAGUCAAAUAUGCAAUUCAUUGAACGAUCGAACUAUACAUGUUAUAAGCUACAAGUUGUUAAUUAAAUUAUUACUAUGCUUAUGUUACUUUUCAAUUGAUAAUGUAAAUAUAUAUAAUUUAAUGCUUAAAAAUUUAAUAAAAUAUGAUAUAAUCUUAGAUAGCAUAUAUUUAACACAAUUACAAAUAUGCGAACUUGCACUUAGGACUCAACAUGUACCUAAUGUAUACCAUAAAUUAGAUAUUGAAUGUAAAGAAUAUAUUAAUUGUAUAAGAAAUAAAAUUAAAGAAAUAGAGUAUCAUAUUAAAUCAGACCUACAAGAGAAUGUAAAACAGAUCCUUUUGACUUUUAAUUUAUGUGCAGAAGAGGAAGUACCCAUUGGACCUUAUAAUGUCGACUUUGUUGAAGAGGAUAAAGCUGUUUUUUAUUUUGCAAAAGAUUAUAUCUCAACAACAAUAGAAAAAAAAAAAAAAAUAAAUUGUAGCAGUAGUACACCUGGUUAUACAUAUGACACAAACUGCUUCUCGCAAAAUUUGAAAAGUGAAGGAAACCCACAAAAAGGUAGUACUCCAUUGAAUCAAACGGGUAGUACUACAUUGGGACAAACACGCGAAAGUUACAUAUCACAGAAUGGUGAGCAACUUAGGAUGGAUAGAGAAAGUAGUAGUACUCCCCCCAAAGGGGUACACAAUCGACAACAAAUUGAAGAGAACAAAAUAAUCAUAGAAGUAGAUGGUGAACACCAUUUUUAUAAAAACACAAAAUCGUACACAUCUUUUUCAAAAUUAAAACAUAAGCUGCUAAAUGAUUUGGGCUAUACUGUCAUUAAUAUACCAUAUUUUGUUUGGGCUUUAUUAAAAACAGAUUUACACAAAAAAGCUUAUAUUAAAAAAUUAUUAUCAGAUAAGACUAAUUUUCAUUUAAGACAAAUUCUAUCACUUAAUCAAAGUAAUGAACCAUUAAGUAAAAGUCAAGUUUCUCAAAUAAACCAAACUGUACAACAGUCCAAGAGUAAAACAAACUUUUUGAUAGACAUUGCGAAAUAUAGAAAAAAAAAUAAGCUGAAAUUUUUAAAAAAGAAAAUCAAAAAUGUGUAA